Messenger RNA from Peromyscus maniculatus bairdii (prairie deer mouse), 7350 nucleotides. The record is from RefSeq and is a predicted model, not a curated record. NCBI's taxonomy places the organism in Eukaryota, Metazoa, Chordata, Mammalia, Rodentia, Cricetidae.
CGCCUCCUCGUCUCCCUCCCGCUCCUGGGAAAGCGAAGCCGUCGCUUUAAGGGUGGCUGAGAGAAGCACUCGGCGUCUCGGGGAGGGGACCGCGCCCGCCCCCUUGGAACCUCGGAGCGCGGCCGAUACAGGAGGACAGGUGUGAGGCCAGUGCUCUUUUGACUCAAUGGGACUGAAGGGGUUACGAAACGUCCUCCUGUGCUUGAGACCUACAGACUACAUGUUUUUCAAGAAUUCGUCAGUGGUUUUUCAUCUUCUGGUAGUACACUAGAAGCAUAAAUAUGGUGCCAAAACUCAUUCUCAUUCUCUGACUGCAGUUGGUUUGGACAUACUUCUGUGUUGAAGAGAAGUAUACACACUGAGGCCACUCAUUGUUCAGAGACUGUCGUGUAGGAUCAUGGACCAUUCUAACAGGGAAAAAGAUGACAGACAACGGACAACUAAAACCAUGGCACAAAGGAAUACACACUGUUCCCGACCAUCUGGCACCUCAGCAUCCUCUGGAGUUCUCAUGGUGGGACCCAACUUCAGGGUUGGCAAGAAGAUAGGGUGUGGGAACUUUGGAGAGCUGAGAUUAGGUAAAAAUCUCUACACCAAUGAAUAUGUAGCCAUUAAACUGGAACCAAUAAAAUCACGCGCUCCACAACUUCAUUUAGAGUACAGAUUUUAUAAACAGCUUGGCAGUACAGGUGAAGGUCUCCCACAGGUAUAUUAUUUUGGACCAUGUGGAAAGUACAAUGCCAUGGUGCUGGAGCUCCUUGGCCCUAGCUUGGAGGAUUUAUUUGACCUCUGUGACCGAACGUUUACUUUGAAGACGGUGUUAAUGAUAGCCAUCCAGUUGCUUUCUCGAAUGGAGUAUGUACACUCAAAGAAUCUUAUUUACCGAGAUGUCAAACCAGAGAACUUCUUGAUUGGCCGACAAGGCAAUAAGAAAGAGCAUGUAAUACACAUAAUAGAUUUUGGACUGGCCAAGGAAUAUAUUGAUCCUGAAACCAAAAAACACAUACCUUACAGAGAGCACAAAAGCUUAACUGGAACGGCACGAUACAUGUCUAUCAACACGCAUCUGGGCAAAGAGCAAAGCCGGCGAGAUGAUUUGGAAGCCCUGGGCCAUAUGUUCAUGUACUUCCUCCGAGGCAGCCUACCCUGGCAAGGACUCAAGGCUGAUACAUUAAAAGAGAGAUAUCAAAAAAUUGGUGAUACCAAAAGGAAUACUCCCAUCGAAGCUCUCUGUGAGAACUUUCCAGAGGAGAUGGCAACCUACCUUCGGUAUGUCAGGCGAUUAGACUUCUUUGAAAAGCCUGAUUACGAGUAUUUACGCACCCUCUUCACAGAUUUGUUUGAACGGAAAGGCUACACCUUUGACUAUGCCUAUGAUUGGGUUGGAAGGCCUAUUCCUACUCCAGUAGGAUCGGUUCAUGUCGAUUCUGGUGCAUCCGCAAUAACUCGAGAAAGCCACGCGCACAGGGAUCGGCCAUCACAACAACAGCCUCUUCGAAAUCAGACUGCAUCAUCAGAGCGCCGAGGAGAGUGGGAAAUCCAGCCCAGCCGGCAGACCAAUACCUCAUACCUGACGUCUCACUUGGCCGCAGACCGCCAUGGGGGUUCAGUACAGGUGGUUAGCUCAACCAAUGGAGAGCUGAAUGUUGAUGACCCCACUGGAGCUCACUCAAAUGCACCAAUCACCGCUCAUGCCGAGGUGGAGGUAGUGGAGGAAGCUAACUGCCUGAAAAUGCUCAACCUGUGGUGCUGCUGUUUCUUUAAGAGGAAAAGGAAGAAGACUGCUCAGCGACACAAGUGACCAGUGCCUCCCAGGAGUCCUCAAGUCCUGGGGACUCUGGCUCCAAUUGCACCUGCAGCUCCUGCCAUUUCUCAUUGGAAAGGACUCCUCUGUGGGGGAGGGUGGAGAUCCAAACCAAAAAGAAGAAGACAGAUGCCCCCAGAAGGAGCCAGUGCAGGCAGCCAGGGCCAAGUGGGCCAGUGGCGAUCCCUCUGGCUGAGCUCUGAGCGGGUCCAGAGCUGCUGCUUCUCCACUGCUUGCCCUGGGCUCUCUGGUUGACUCUCUUCCCAUUGUUUACAGUGAAGGUGUCAUUCACAAAAACUCAAGGACUACUGUUCUCUUCCUCCUCUUCCUAAAUUUACUCCUGGUUCUGCACCACCCUCAACCUCUCCAGCAUAAGAACUACGAAGUUAAAGGAGAGGUCAAGAAGCUGGUGGUGUGGCCAGGAAGGUCGGAGGGAGAUGGCAGCCUGGGCUGGAGGGCUUCUCCACUUCCCAGGUGUGUCUACAAGUAAGGCUUCCUCUUCCUCCCUCCCUCCCUCCCUCCCUCCCUCCCGUGAAGUUACACUGUAGGACACAAGCUGUGAGAAAUCUGCAGUCUACUGUCCCUGUGUGUUGGCGUUCUUAGCUUUUUUGAUGAGCAAAUCCCUUGCUCCGACUGUAGCAAAACAAGCCUGUGGUUCUGAGCAAAGGAAAGGAAACUGAUUUUAUUGCACUUUUAGUUUUUUGGGGUUUUGUUUUUGUUUUAUAAACAACAUGGCAGAUGCAUAUUGUGUCUGGUUAUAUUGGGGGGGGUGCUUUUUUCUGUUUCAAGGGGGAUGGGCCAGCCAAGCCAUUCAGAGAAAAUGUGGGUCCAGAGGAUAUUCAUGAUGGAAAGAGUCUGAUUUGCAGCACAUGGAAGAGAAGAAGCCAAACUCUGUGUCAUCCUGAGUGAAUUCUCAGGUUGGCAAGGAAACAUACUUGAAUUUUCAUUCAUCUUCUCCGCUGCAGAGAAAAGUCCCCACCAGAUCCCUUUGACCUAAUCAGCCUAGAGCUUGAAAGCCCAGCUCCUGAACACUUGGGAUGAGCACCGAGCCAGACUGUGACCAACCAGAAGGCACCUCAUCUCAGAGAGGAAAUACUUAAUAACAACAACAAAGCAAAAUGUCUGUUUCCUCCACUGCCAGGGACUUCCUACUAGAUAGCCAUGUGACUUUCUGUUGACUUGGAGGACAAAAUUAGUGACUAAACAGCCACCACCAUAUUGCCAGUAGUGGACAAAAGAGGGCAGCAAAUUGCCUUCCAACUGCCAGAGAAGCCUCAGGAUGCAGCAUCUUAGGGCCAGGAAAAGAAAAUCAGUAUGUCAUGUCCGCCCCAAGACUAAAUUAGAGCAUCUAGGCUGGUCUGCCUUAGAAAUUAAGUCUGUGGUGAUCUUGGAGCAGGUCCAUAGCAGCAGGCUUAGAACUUGGUACAUGAGGCUGCAGUAAGCAGGGAAGGGAAGGUUGGUUGAUGCUGGGAAAUUCCAGAGAAAAGGAAACUGUAAUGAAAGGUCUAAAAUUCUAUCUUAACAAUUGAACAGAGACUCUUCCCAGAUAAUACAGCCAUAUAUUAGCAUGUUUUCCCCACUGCACUCUCUGCCCACCACCAUACGUCCUCACUGGACAUACCACCAUGAAGCAUCACUGGUUGCAUAGUUAACAGUAUGGUGCUUACUCUUCUCAUGUUCUGUUUUCAUUUUAGUGGCAUUUCCAAACAGUGGCUUCUUACCCUAGUGUGGCAAGGAUUAUUCACAUGGGCAAAGAGGUCUUGUAUCUGGGUGUAUAGAGCUACCCACAUGGCAUUGGCUAGUGACUUAGUGCAGCAGAGAACUCUGCUGUGUAUGUAUGUAAAGGACUGGGGGAUGCCAGGGCUCUUUGUGGACAUGUAUCAGAAAUAGUAUCAAAUGAAGCAGAGUUUAUUCACCUUGCCUGUUCUGUUGGACCUUGACUAGGGAAUCUCUCUUCAUUGGCUUCAAACCUGUUCAGCAUUUGUAAAGAUUGCCACCUGUCCAUUUCUUUACAAGAAAUAUCUUUGUCCAUGAAACAGAGUAGCGGGGAAAAGUCAGGUCAAACCACUUUUCCCCAUAAGGAAUUUGAGUGUUAGGAUUUGCUUCUUUUUCAUUAUGUAGUAGUUAAAGCUCAUCGCUGAAAUUUACAUAGUCCCUAGUUUGGCAUGUGGGCAACUCUGACUUCCCCCACAGAAACGUAAAAGUCCUCAUCCCAGGAAAUGGUGGCAAGGCCUAGAGCAUCCUGGCACUCUCUGUCCCACUAAGUGCCUCCCCAACCCUGCUUCCACAAUAAAGCAAAGGCGGUGACCAGCUUGGCUGCAGGGUAGGGUGCCCUGCAGCUGGGCCUAAGACUCCUUUUUUGUCUUAAAAUAUUUUUAUAGGCUAGCUCUUGAGGGGUUGAACUUGAGUGGUUUGUGGGAAUGGGAAAGGGUCCUUCCUAAUGCACUGCUGGCACCCUCCAGCCCCCACAAAUCCCUUACUAGAUAUUUGGUUUUUGUAGCAAAGGUCCCUUUAACAUGCAGGGCGGUGGUGACCUUUCAAGGCCAUUGACACUCUUAAGGUGGUCCCAAAGCUGGGCAAUUCUCUUAAGAUCUUCCUUAAAAUUAAAACAUACUGAAUUCCCCAGAAACAAUCUGCUCAUCUGUUCCAGCCCCACUAGUACGUCAGGCUCCAUACACAUCCCUGUUUCUGUCGGUUGCCUGGCUGCAAGCUCAGCCAGAUCCCAGGGCACAGGCACUCCUUCCAUCUCCCCUCAUGUAAAUCCACUUGCUCUAUCUCAGUUUUGACACCUGAGGACAGUUUUCUUUAGGAUUGAUGCAUUUACUUCCCCUUAAAACUAAUUCAUCUGUUCCAGGGACAGGGGCAUUUGAUAUUGUAAUAUUCGGAGUUUUAUUUCCUCAAACUUUGCUGUCCUCGAGGCAUUGCAGCCUGAGCAGACUUGGGUAGAAGCAGGCCAGAGGUUACACCAAGGUGUAAAGUGUCCAAUCAUAGAAGUGGAUUUUCAGAGUUCUCACUCCAGACUGCCCACAAGGCUGCGCUGAAUGUGCCAGCAGCUAGUGAGCAGUCAUGACUGCCUUAAUUAACAUUCUUCUAUUUUGGGUCUGUCUAGGAGCAAACAGGGUCUGUGAAGGUAUGUGUAAAUUAGGUGAGUAGGUAAGUCUCCAGUUAAAAUUCCCAUUUCCAUUGGAACAAGCUACAGGAGACAGCAAGGAUCCUAAAGUUUCUGAAAGUGUGUUUCCUUUUCCUUUUUAGUGAAGGACAAGAACUCGGAAUCAGCCCAUGUCCAUUAGCCAGAUGGUGUCCAUCUUGUGUAAAAUAACUUCCAGUCUAGUUCAGAGGAAAAGUAUGCUGUAGUGCUUAUGUAGUGUUGAUGUCCAAUGUUAGCAACCACUUGUAAUGCCAGAAGUAUACAGCAAUGGCAAUGUUAUGUUAAAGUGGUUGCUAAGGAUCAUAGCCUUAAUUUAAAAAACAAUGUAAAAGAUAAUCCAUUCCCCUCCGUGUUGAGCAAACAUAGCAGCACUUCUCGAGAAGAACUUUCUCAGAAGCCUAGAAAGCAUUUCCUCAGAGGAACUUGGUCUCCCAAGCCCACAUGACUCCUGUGUCCCAGCCACCUCUUCCAUGCUCAUACCGAAACCAGUUUUCCAUUCCUGUUUAGUUGCCCUGGUAAUGCUUUGUCCAGUGUCAGUCAUGCCAGGGCUUGAGUUUUUAAGACCAGGGGUUUGCAUGGUCAUACAACCGACAUUGCCUUUGCCAGCCACUGCCACCAUCCCCUCCAUUGCCCCUAAGUGGGCAGCUUGAUUCCAGGGACCCUCAGGGAGCCAGGGUAAUUAGGUCCCCAUCUGGAUUGGCCAUGUGGGUGACAAGCACUUAUCUCUGGGUUUCUUGAUUUUGCAGACUUCAAGGAAGUCCCAUGUAGAUGUUGAUGGCCAAUAACUCCAGCCUUCCCCAUAAUGGGUUGGUAGGACUCAGAUAAGAAUUCCUUUGUUUGUUGGGGGACUUUGUUUUAAGGAGGUUAGUUUUUGAGUAUGAAAAAGAAGAGGCCACUGUGGUCCUUCUGUGAGUUUGUAGAGUUCUGAACAGUGUUUUCAUCACCAGUCUUGGGAGUCUGAUCCAAUAACCAGUCUUAAGGUGUUUGUCCUACUCCUUUUGCAGGUAACUAAGUACAGAAGAAUAGAGUUCUUAUUGUAUCAAAAUAGUAAGUAGAUCCCUGAAUAUAGUUAAUAGUAGUUGACAUAUUUUCUCAAAAAAACAACAACAACAACAACCAGGAAACCCACUCCAGUAUUUACAGAUCAGCUUAUCAAGGGAAAAAAAAGUGAACGUGUACUCCACAUAUCUCUAGUUGAAUUACCAAACUUGAUGUUAUAAAGAAACCUCGGUUGUAUAGACAGGAUAUUUCUCUGUCUCUCUCUCUCUGUCUCUCUCUCUGUCUACCCUCCCCCAUCCCCUGCCCCUGCCCCGCCCCCCAUCACAAUCACUUGUCUGGUGCCAUCACCACCUUUAAGGUCUCAGAGCAGAGGAUUAUCUGUGGUCAUAAGCCAGAGGGCAUUGCAGUCAUUCCAGCAAUGCACAGACGACUGCCAUCCUGACUAACCCAAACUCACCUUCCAGGGUAGGUGAAACCUUUUGGUUCCCCUCUUCAAGAGCUCUAGACCAAAUCCCAGGCCAGCCCAUGCACCAAAGCCUUUUAGAAGGCUUACCAAUCUGUUAGGAAUGUCUCAGGAAACAUGAGCCAUUUCUUGGAGGAUACAUGUAUUUACAGAUGGAUAUAUGUGCUCAUCUGUGUGUGUUUUACUCUCAUAGACAGCACAGGCUCCUGGGAACUGUGUGUUCCUCAGUGUUCUCAGAGACAGUGUGACAAGUGUGAGCUGCUCAGUUCAGUGAGCAGGCUGACUCUGGGAAGGAGCCCUGUUUAUCAAGCAGAGAACCACAGAAAAGACGAAACCAAAAAUGCUCCAACACUCCAAUGGAAAGAAAUGUUGAUGCAGCAAUUCCCAUUGGAUAGAUUACACUCUCUAAUUUAUUGUCUUUUUUAAGUUUUACCCAUUGUACUCUUUAAAAGAUGUUGGGAUGUUGGUUGCAAUUUUUUAAAAGUAGAUAAUGUAUAAAUCAGCUGUGGAAAUCAAUUUUAAUUCAUGUGUGGAUGUGUCUAGUUAUUGUUAAAUGCCUUUUUUUUUACUUUUUUUUAAAGAUAAUGUUUCAUAAACCCUGGCACUGGUCAAAAAAAAAAAAAAAACGCAGCUGUGAAGAAUGAAACUUGUAGUAUUUUUUAAAUGAAUGUCGAUUUCAAGUGUAUUUGAAAUGUUUCCUCCAAUAGAGAGAUGUGGACACCAUUGAGGAGAACUCCUCUGCAGAGGAAAUAGCCUUUGGGGAAAAUGGAAUGUGGGUCUGGAUGUGUUAUCUCAGAGUAGCCCAUUUCAUAGGGCGUCAUGGACAACACAAAUGUGAUUUUAAGUAUACCUCUUCCCAGUUUGGGGAGGAAAGGACUCAGUUUGCACCCUUUUUGUAUGUAAAAUAAAAUGUCCUACCUUUCUUGGCUACAUUUA